AACACUUCUUGGCUUAACCUAACCUGCUGCAAAAAGAUCACAAGAAGUAGACAGUGGACUGUAGUGAAUUCUCGUGGAGUCUGUGGCCAGUAAUGUUACCUGGUUGUAAACAAAGUGUGAACCCAGUUUGAACAGUCUUGUACUUGUCGUUUCACUGCACAGGAGGUAGACGGGUGGCGAACGGCUCUUGGCAAGAUGGUGCAGCUGCAUGUGAAGCGUGGAGAUGAGAGCCAGUUUCUUUUUAACACCACUGUGGACGCGCCUCUGGAGACAGUGAUCCAGCAAGUUACAGCCAUUUACAAUGGGAGACUAAAAGUGGACAGAAUAUGUUCAGAGAUCCCAGAGCUUGCAGACCAUGGCAUCACACUGCCGCCCAACAUGCAGGGGCUGACAGAGGAGCAGAUUGUGGAGCUGAAGCUGAGAGAUGAAUGGGAAGACAAAUGUGUGCCCAGUGGAGGGCCAGUAUUAAGGAAGGAUGAGAUUGGGAGGAGGAAUGGACAUGCCCCCACUGAUAAAAUGAAAGAGGUGUUGAUGAGAACAAUGGAGGAGGCAAAGGCACUGAUCUCCAACAAACAAGUCCAAGCUAAUGUUUGUGUCACCAUGGAGAUGGUAAAAGAAGCCCUGGAUCAGCUAAAGGGUGCCGUCAUGAUUGUGUACCCCAUGGGGCUGCCUCCUCAUGACCCUGUCAGGAUGGAGUUUGAAGACCGGGAAGACCUCUCAGGAACACAGGCCUCUCUGCAGGUGAUCACAGAGGACGAGUGCCAGCUCUGGUGGGCUGCCAAAGAGAUGCAGAGGGGGAAAAAACUGCAGGACUACAUCGGCAAAAAUGAAAAGACAAAGCUUGUGGUCAAAAUCCAAAAGAGGGGGCAGGGGGCACCAGCGAGAGAGCCUCUGAUCACAGACGAGCAGCAGAAACAGAUGAUGAUGCAUUACUACAGAAGGCAGGAGGAGCUCAAGAAACUGGACGAAGCAGAUGAUGAUAGCUACCUGGACUCAGAGUGGUCAGACAGACAGGCCCUCAAGAAACAGUUUCAAGGCCUCACCAACAUCAAAUGGGGGCCAAGAUAAAGACCACUACCACUCUGAUACCCGCCUCAAAACUGCUGCCCCGUCCUUAACAGCUCCAUAUGCAACUCGCUAUGCCUUAUCACAAUCCUGGAAUAUGCUCACUGUUACUUGAGGUCUUCCAGAGGAUACAUACACAGCACUCUUAUAGGCAGGUGCAGAUGUAUGCUGGCCUUGUAUUCCUGAGUUUCUGGAUGAAUACCUAAGGUUGAUUUUUUAACCAACUGAAAUGUGAAGAAGAGCUUUGGACACAAAGGAUGACAGAACAAGUAAUGAUGUCACAUGGAGGCUGAUAUCAUUAUAAACCUGAUUUAUUUUAACCUCAGUCUUCUCCCUGUUUUCUCUGUGGUUGUUAUCAUCCUGUUGUAAAGUUCCAUUUUUAGUGAAGCUGUGCAAACAAAAUUAAAGUUUAAUGUAUA
Lates calcarifer (barramundi perch) is the source of this 1484-nucleotide messenger RNA. It is a transcript of the gene cfap298, whose product is annotated as cilia and flagella associated protein 298. The transcript is spliced from 8 exons. Bases 196 to 1068 code for a protein of 290 amino acids. Lineage: Eukaryota; Metazoa; Chordata; Actinopteri; Centropomidae. The record is from RefSeq and is a predicted model, not a curated record. Gene Ontology annotation, biological process: regulation of cilium movement.